AGCGACAGGCGCGCUCAUCUCGAUGGGACUGAAGACCGGAGAAGGGGGAGAAGAUCACCCGGUUUGCGUCCGUCAGGGAGCCACAGACCGUGGGGAAGGAUGCUCGUGAAGAGUCUCUCCGCGGGCAGCACGACUUAAAAAGCUGCGGUCCAUCCAUCUGGACACUUUUCACAUUUACUCUCACGCCUUUCUCUUUGAUAAGGAAGAGAAGAAUCCAGGCGGGCGUCUUCCAGCUCACAUUCAUCUCUAUUUAACCCCAGUUUGACGACAGGUCGGGGUCUCGUUUGGACACGAUGUGGAAGACCGGGAUCCUCCUGCCGCUGCUGCUGGGGGUGCUCUCAGCGUCCGGCGAACUCCAGCAAGAGACGGAGCCGCGGAGACUCCCACCCCCGGGAAAGUUGGAUUUCGGUUAUGUGCCUGCGGGAGUUUACGAGACACUGGCCCAUUACGAACCGGGACCGAUAGGGAUUCUGUUCCACAUGGUUCACACUUUUCUGUACGUGGUGCAACCCAACGCUUUUCCACAAGAUCUCAUUGUCAAACUGGCAAAGGACAAGUUUGGAGCCAUUCAGACGGAAUAUCAAAAGCCAGAGAACAUAGUGCUGACCCUUCAGGCCAUCUACUACGAGAUAGGCUUCCUCGUGUGUGCGGCGGUGGGCCUGCUGUUCGCCGUUCUGAUGCCGAUAGUUGGUCUCUUCUUCUGCAUGUGUCGCUGCUGUGACAACUGUGGCGGCGAGAUGCACCAGCGCCAGAGGAAGAACGCAGACUGUCGGCGUGGCCUGCUGGGAACGCUGCUCUUCUCCACCUCACUGGUUAUCACGAUCGGGGUGCUGUGCGCGUACGCUGCCAACCAGAACCUGAGCUCUCAGGUGAAGAACAUACGCAGACUGGUCAACAGCAACAUGAGGGACUUGCACACCUUUGCUAACGACACACCGAUGCAAAUUGAUUACCUAAUAUCCCAAUACGCCACAGCCAAGAAGAAAGUCAUCUAUGACCUAAAUCAUAUAGGCCCACUGCUGGGUGGAAGGAUACAUGAUCAGCUGGAUAAGGAGGUCCAUCCCGCCUUGGACCAAGUGCUCAAUAUGGCUGGAGCCAUGCGAGAAACCAAGGAGGCCCUGGAGAACGUCAGUGUGUCUCUGGAGGUCCUCCAGGAGGGAACUGGGAAGCUCAACUUCAACCUGAGCCUGGUCCGGACCAGCAUCAACCGCACCCUCAACGACCCCGGCUGUCAUGACGAGGAGUCGGACGCCACCACUGCCCAGCUGUGCCGCAACAUCCGCCAGUCACUGUCCCAGCUGCAGAUCAGCGCCAACUUCACGCGGCUGCCCAGAGUGAACGCUCAGAUGGAGAAGAUGAACGAUGUAUUGAGAACAGACCUCAGCGCCAUCGUCCAGAAGGGUUAUUCCUCUCUGAACGACACGCCACACAUGGUGAUAGAACAGACCAGGAGUGUCGUGGAGAAUGUACAGAAUUUGGUGGACGGCAUCGGCAACAAUAUCAGCAGCUUCUCCAAGGCAUUCCCGGUGCAGAGCAGCCUGUCCAACUUCACCAUCUUCAUCAGCCAUGCCCAUGCUAAGAUUGAGGACUACUACCCUGAAAUUGACAAAAUGGACUUCUACAGGUGGAUCGGCUGCAUCGCUCUUUGCUGCAUGGUGGUCCUGGUCCUGGCCUUCAACUACCUAGGCCUGCUGUGUGGCACCCUGGGAUACGACAAGCACGCCUCGCCUACGACGCGGGGCUGCAUCUCCAACACGGGAGGAACGAUGCUCAUGGCCGGCGUCGGAUUUAGCUUCAUCUUCUCCUGGGUGCUGAUGGGAGUGGUGACCGUCAUAUUCCUGGCCGGAGGGAACAUCGAGAAACUCGUUUGCGAUCCCUUCCACACCAAAGAGCUCUUCAAGGUCGUGGACACCCCAUAUCUGGUCAACCCGGAGUGGAAGAACUUCAUCCCUGGCUACAUGUACAACGACUCGGAGCUCGAGCUGACGGCUGAGAGCUUGUACAGUACUUGCAAAGAGAACAAAGGCAUCUACUUGGCCAUGCGUCUGGACAAAGUCUUCAACAUCUCCUCCUUCCUGAACACGACGGUGUUUACUAAGGAUGUGGUGGGUCAGCUGGACAGCGUUAAGAUCGACCUGAGAGGAAUAAUCCUGUUAGAGGCAGAGGGGAAGCAGAACCUCCAGGAUUUUGCUGAUGCGGGGCUGUCAGAAAUCAAUUACGCCGACUAUCUGGAAGAGGUGAAUAAAGGAGUGACUGUUGUGGACCUGCUCUCCUAUGCCAGAGAGCUGGAGGCCCAGACAGACCUUAUGCCCAGAGGCCCUCUGCAGAGCGCUCUGAAGGGCCACAUCGGCACUCUGCGACAGAUCCACACUCAACAGAUCUCCCCCAUGGAGCAGUCCAUGAAAUAUGUUAGAGCGAGGAGCGCGUUGAAUCAGAGCAUGAGGUUCCUGGAGAGAACGGCCUCGGAUCUGCCGAACAAAGUCUUAGCGGUUCUCGAUGCCAUUGAAGCUGCCCAGUAUCUCAUCUCCCAGAAUGCUUCACAUUUAAUCAAGCGGGAAACAGGAAAAUACACAGCGACCAUAGUUGGCUACUUCCACCAAUACAUAGAAUGGGUCAAAACAUCUCUGGCCAUGGAGGUCGCACAGUGCAAGCCCUUCAGCAACAUGGUGGACACGACGGAAAUCAUAACCUGUAGCUUCUUGGUCGACUCUAUGAACACUUUCUGGAUGGGCCUGGGCUGCAGCACUCUCUUCCUGCUGCCCAGCAUCAUCCUGGCAGUGAAACUGGCCAAGUACUACCGCAGGAUGGACACAGAGGAUGUUUACGAUGACAUUGAGACAAUUCCCAUGAAAACUAUGGAAAUUGGUAAUAAUGGUUAUCAUAGUGAGCGUUCACAAGGUAUCCCAAAUCCUAUGAUGACAAGCAUCCCUACCUAUGACACUAUGAACAGGUUCCCGCGGGCCUCGGCUCCUCCGAGGCACAUCGACUGGUGACAGAGAGCCGGCUCUUGUCCUGGCUCCUGAAAGCUUGUUUUAGUCCUUUUUCUGCUUCUACAGUGACUUUGCAGGAAAACCAUCAUGUGCCCUCGAAAACUGGAACUAAAACACCGUACGUCUCACAAUCCCUCGGACCAGACGAAGAUCAAUGAAAGCUGGUUUCCUUUACGACAGAAAUACAACACACAAAGCCCUGCAGGUUAUCUACAGCGAUCGACUCUACCGGGCCGAUCACGGCCCAGGACAGUUACCCGCUCUCCGACGCCCCCCCACCCCCUCCAAGAAACCCUGCCUGCAGGACAUCAAACUCUUCUCCCUCAGCAUCAAUCUGAGCCAGGCUUGUUCUGCAUUUUUCAAAGAACUGCUGUGUCUGCGUUUACAUUUGUUCAGACACAAAACCAAGCUGAAAAUACAUUCAGCGGGAGGACAUGACAAUAAAUGUGAUGCCUGUUCAUUUUAAUGUACUUGUUUGUGCUUAAGAAAACCGUGGCUGAAAGGUCACCCGAAGGUCAUGGCUAGCUGCUUUAUCUCCUGCACUUAAAAUGGAUGUAUCGCAUUCAACACAAGCAAAUGUUAAAGGGGGAAGGUGCAGAUUAACAUGAAAUAUGAUGUGUUUAAAACAAAAAAACUAAACAAAAAAAAAAGCACUGUUUUGUUGAAGAUGGCGCGUCCUUUUUAAGUGCAGCCUGUAUGAGUUGGUGGGUGUGUGGUACCUUAAUGACUGAGAAAUGGGGAGGGAAAAAAAAUACAAAAAAAAACAAAAACAGGCUGUUACCGGGUGGAUUUUUGGGUUUUAUUAUGGAAGAAAUUUAGCACGACUUUUAAAAAUGUUUACAAUAUUAUGAAACAUCCAGAGAUUGACGUCUGUGUUGGUUUGGCGCACAUUGAAAAUGACUGGUUGCCUUUCAGAAGUAUGUUUCACGCUGGCAUUUUGACACAGAUGCUCCUUCUUAAAAGGGAAAGUCCACCAUUAGAUGCUCUUACGCUGUUAGAAAUCACCAGUCUGUGAUGGAAUUAUUGUGCGGUGUAAAGAUUAAAAUAUACUCUUAUUUUUAUAGCAUAUUCAUUUAAUUGUCAUUUUGUGCCGGGAGUUAAUUUCCUACAUUUCCCAGAAUGCCUCUAAACCGCCCAGAAAUUAGUUUUUUUGCUUCAAUUGAUUCUAGUCUACUAAGGCUAAUGUCAAUAUGUCUGUUUCUUUUUAGCGAUUGCUAAGUUUUUAAAUAUUGAACAAAAUGCUGACAUUUUGUUUUGCCUAGUUGCCCUUUAAAAUGAAGCAGUGUCAAGGAGCAGAAAGAAAUUUAACCAAAGAGUAUUUUUCCCUGCACAAAUGGAUUUAUUUGAAGUUUUUGGCACCUAAAAACUUAAGACAGCAGUAUUUUAUUUAUAUUUUACUCUAUGCAACAGAAAUAUAUUUUUACUUAUUUCUUUCCUGUGUUGUUAAUCACCUUUGGAUCACUGAGAUUUAUUCUGUGACCCUUGAGCGGGCCAACCCGUUAGAGUGAAAGCUACUCUUUGUUUUAUAGACCUUUAAAAGUCUAUUAUUUUUAUUUUUUACAUUCCUGAAAAGAUGUAUUAUUACCUGUUGCAGAAAUAUCUGACCUUAACAUCCUGUCAUUACAAUCAUAGUCCAAUAAUAAACCACCAAACAACAACAAAGCUGAUCAGUAAUUUAAGCUACAUCACCAAAUAGUGUUUUUGUAACAGUGUAAGUACUUUAGGUGGAUUUUCCCUUUAAAAAAUCACAGAAUAAACUCAGAGCUUAACUGCUUAAUAUAUAUACUAUGACGACAGUGUAGGUUUGAUGGAGGUGGAUUGAUUAACAAAACAAGCUAUCAUGUUGAGUUCACUAACAUGACAUUUUUACUGAGAUCUUUCUUGCUUUCAUAGAAACUUUUAAAGUGGAGAAUUACUUUCUCAAGCCAAAUCUCUUUUCUUUUUUUUUCUUUUUUACUGUAGGUCUCAGGUCUUUAGUGGUCUAUCAUUUAUGUGCUUAUUUUGUUCCUGCUUUUUAAAACCCCACAGUAGCUAUGGAUACAUUUAAGACUAUUGAACAAAUGAAUGUAUUCAAGAGCUAUUUUUUAUUUUGUAUCGCUUGAUUUGGCUGUCGGUUGAGAAAUAUGCUGAAAUCUAUUUCAAACGCAUCGGGCAAGCCAAUCCAGUUAUCCCAUCCACCUCGCCUCCAUGUUUACAGAUUAGAUCUGCAGCUGCUGUCAGCGUAGUAAUGAUGGUGAAAGAUUAGACAAUCCAUUCAUGGGACAAGUGAGCACUGUCAAUCAAAUUGAAUGCUUGAAGAAUGCUUUCUGGUUUACUUGGCGGGUGUUGAUGCACACUGUGAAAAAAUAAUGUCCAUCUUAACAUUGAAAGUUAUUUAAGAUGUCUUGCUAUUGUUUUUGAGCAGUGCAACAAAGGAAUAACUUAUACAAUAGCCUCUAAUGUAACGCCUAAAAAAAUAAUAUUUCAUUUUUAAUCCAGUAAAAAAACUGCAGGCUACAAGGUGAAAUAAGUAACAUUAGAGUUUUAAUCUUCUCUCUUCAUUUGAUGACUUCGAGAACGUGCUUACCGGCUUUUGCAAUAACUUGCAAUAGCUAGUAAUUUGAUGCACUAGCAUAUCAUCAUAAUAUCAGCUGACUAGCAUUGAAAAAUAGUGGCAAUUUUUGGCAGCGCUAAUGCAAUCCAGGCUAGUUGCUACAGCUAGUAAGCUAACUAGCCUUUGUGUUUUACAUAACCCUCACUAAUUCACAUUGUAUGACCAUUUUUAACAUACAUUACUUUUACGUUACAAAUUAAUCCAUCUAUUGAAUCCAGCACAGGUUUAAUUGUUUUAAGUAAAAAUCAGUCAUCACAUUCCUGGCCAGUUAGCUAGUUAGCUUAUGUGUAGCUACAGCUAGUGGGAAAGUUUGCGAUCUGUUCUGGUUUUGGGGCGCAUUGCAAAUGACUGGUUGCCUGUCAGAAGUACAAUCAUCAUCCUAACAUUUUACAAUACACAAUAUAAUAAAAAUAACGUCAUUCUUGACAUUAAACUUUUGGAUUUGAAGUGUGGUGUUUGAAUACACCAGCAGUGCACCAGCAGUUAGCCUAACUACCCCAAAUUUAAGGAUUUACAUUAAUACAAAUGUGAUUUCAUGUCGAUUCAUCUGUAAGUGGGGUGAAAUUUAUAGUUUAAUUUUCUCUCUUGAUUUGAUGAUUUUAAGAAAGUGCUAACAGGCUUUUGUAAUAACUGAUGCUAGUUAAUUGAUCCAAUAACAUCAACUGAUUAGUAAUAUUUCACCUCCUUUAUAUUUUUUAUGGCAACACAAACACAAUCCAGCUACUUGCUACAGCUACUAAGAUACCUAACCCUAUUCACAUUUUUAUCACCAUUUUUAAAAAUACAUUACAAAUGAACCCAUCUCUUAAAUAUAGAUGCCAGCUCACUACUCAUUGUUUUACAUAAACCUAAAGUUCACACACUGCAUACAGCAUACACAAGUAGUAUAAAGAACUACUUGCCUUCUGGAUACAUUUUAAAUUCAAAAUGGUCACUUUUCUUUUUACUUGUUUCAUUGCAUUCCCCAGUUUCUUGUUAAGAUGGAUAUUUUUUGAAGCAGCUGUGUGUGCACACUUUGACAGGACUAUCAUUGGUUUUCUUGUCUGCUAGAGUCUGGAUGUGACCCUUGAGAGAGAGAGAGAAAAAAAGGGUAUGAUUUUACUAAGUGCUUAAACUAGAUAUUGUGUAUCCGAACCCUGGAUGGAUGUUGGCAGGACAGAUACAGUAACUGGUUUGAACUGUGGUGCUCCAAAGUUGGACACUGAUGGAGCCAAUGAGGAAGGAACAUUUUAUGUGGUGGUGAAAAGAAAGAGUGUAUAAAUUGUGAAUAAACUUUGGACUUCA
Seriola aureovittata is the source of this 6867-nucleotide messenger RNA. It is a transcript of the gene prom1a, whose product is annotated as prominin 1a. The record is from RefSeq and is a predicted model, not a curated record. Gene Ontology annotation, cellular component: cell surface; microvillus; apical plasma membrane. Bases 294 to 2993 code for a protein of 899 amino acids. The transcript is spliced from 30 exons. Gene Ontology annotation, molecular function: cholesterol binding. Lineage: Eukaryota; Metazoa; Chordata; Actinopteri; Carangiformes; Carangidae.